AUGGUUGUUGAUGCCAUUCAGACUUUCAAAUGCUCUAAGUACCUUCAUGAGGAUGAUGAACCAGGUAGGAAGAUUCAACUGGGAAGAGGAACAAGAUCAGAGCUUUGCCUUCAUCAAAGAAAAGUUGUGUACAACUCUAGUAUUAGCAUUUUCAAGCUUGAGAAAAUCUUUGAGAAAUUCUAUUUAGUGGUGAGGGCUUUGAAGCUAUGGGAACAUUAUCUUGUACAGAAUGAGUUUAUGUUGUUCAUUGAUCACCAAGCCUUUAAAUUCAUUUAUAGUCAGAAACACAUCAGCACGAUGCAUGCUCGGUUGGUGACUUUCCUCCAAAAUUUUCCUUUUGUGAUUAAACAUAAAUAUGGAAGUACAAACAAAGUUGCAGAUGUACUGAGUUGGAGAGCUUCCUUACUGAUCACAUUAUCACAGGAAAUUGUUAGGUUCGAGUGCUUGAAAGAUGUUGGAGUUUUAGUUCUCCAAAAUGGCACACUUCAUAGCUUCUCAGAAGACUUCAUAUGA
Olea europaea var. sylvestris is the source of this 513-nucleotide messenger RNA. RefSeq lists its product as uncharacterized. The record is from RefSeq and is a predicted model, not a curated record. The transcript has 4 exons. The coding region runs from base 1 to 513 and encodes 170 amino acids. Lineage: Eukaryota; Viridiplantae; Streptophyta; Magnoliopsida; Lamiales; Oleaceae.